Messenger RNA from Anopheles stephensi (Asian malaria mosquito), 4149 nucleotides. RefSeq lists its product as uncharacterized. Bases 1074 to 2732 code for a protein of 552 amino acids. Lineage: Eukaryota; Metazoa; Arthropoda; Insecta; Diptera; Culicidae. The record is from RefSeq and is a predicted model, not a curated record. The transcript is spliced from 3 exons.
UGGUGGAGAGAGGGUUUGUUUUGAAUACCACGCGAUAUGGAAUUGGAUCUUUUUUUAGUCGUGUGUGCGUGUGUGUCUCCCGUUCACCACGCGCAGACGAACAAUCGAAUCAGUUCUUAGUUGCGCGUUGCGUGCGUACUUUCCCCCCCGUUGGUGGUUAGCUGAGCCAAGUACCUUUCCAUUAAUCCGAUCUCUACGCUCCAAGCAAGUGGUGGUGGCCGUGCUGUGAACAAAUUCGUGUACUGCGCGUUGUGUGCGUCGUAGUGGCGGGCACAAGCGGGAACGGUCCCUCCGUGAGAUGGUGCACUACGUGGUGCGCGUGGAACGCAUCGGUUACGGGCAGGGCGAUAAAGAGCAGCAACGUUCACGACACCGGAGACAAGCAAGCACCAUGAUGGGACACGGCGGCCCAGUAUCGUUGCACAAAGCAAUGGAACAGGGAUGUCUUUGUUUGCUUGCGGGGCGCUAACGUUUUCCUCGUGAGAUAUACGGCACAACAGCACGGAAGCGGUUGUGGAAAAGCUGAAUCACUGCGUAUCAGGAAUUGUCGCACUCUCCCUCUCUCUGUCUCUGCGUGUCCUCGCAGCAUCAAUCGAAACGUGAACCGUGUUACUAGAGCAGGUAGUUGUGAUGUUUUUCAUUCGAAUGAAAAUGAUGUAGUUGUACGGUACGUACGGUCACACCUUCCGCGGAGGAACGCGCGAUUGUACGAGCUCAACGACGUACUCUGGUGACUGAUAUAGUGGUAGAGAUAAGACAAGUCAGCCAGUCAGCAGAUAUCACAGCAGGCUCGAAGACAUUAUCAUCCCGCCCUGUGCUUGGGUUUUUGCUCCCGCUGGGACCGAAUAGUAGUGUGAAACCGUACAGGUGGUGUUCCGUUUCUGGUCCGGUGGUUCGUUCCGGCUUUGUAUCGGUUGAACCGAGAAGGCAGGAAUUUCCACAAUUUCUAAACACAUACCCACCCAUUAGAUAUCGCGUGGAAUGCAGUGCAGUGAUUUACUGUAGGAUAAACCCUAUUGAGGAUAUUUCCCUAUUGAGUUCCGAUAAGAAACGGUCCACCAAAACACCGUGAGAUGCAUGAAUUCGAGAACAAAAGCAUGCACGGCGUCAAGCGUGUGGUGGCGUUCUGCAUUCUGACCGCCAUCCUGCCGGCAUCGCUCAUCAUACUGCCGCUCUACCUGCGCCACACGGUGUUUGCGGACGUCGUGUACCCGAUCGCCGAAUCAGACAUUAUCGAAAUCCGCGAUGGAAUCUCGUCCGUCUUCUGCCAGAAGCACACGCUGCAGAUGAACAGCACGUUCAACGCGUUCCAGCUGGACCACGAGCCGGAAGUGUCGAAGAACAGGAAGCACAUACGGUUGAAAAAAUCCAUGUCCCUGCCGGACGAUACGCUCGAGUACUGGGGGUUCUAUCUGCUGAAGGGGGCGACGGUUGCGCUGAAGGUUUGCUCCCGGUACGAUGGGUCCCGCAUCCUGGUGGUGAAGGGCGAGCGGAACCUGCGCACGUGCGGUUUGCUCGAGCAUAAUAACAAUAAGAUCGAUAACUACCUCAACAAGGAGCACGGUCAGGUGCUGGUCACGUUUGAGUCGGCCGCCGAGUUUAUCGAGUACUCGGGCGAGCUGCGGGGAACGCCCAAUCUACCCGCCGACGGGAAUCACGGUGGAGAAGACCUCACGGAGGAGCGCCUUUCGCCGGAAGAAUCUGCCUCGAUGCUGCAUCGCGUGCACACCUCGAAGGAGUCACGCACCCGGCACGCAGCCCGAACCACAGACAACGAGCUGAACAAGCGGACAACGGCAGCGUACGAUACGUCCGGACGGAAAGCGCAUCACGCUACGACGAAACGUAUCGGCCGUCCGGUGUCGGUCACGAUAAAAAAUGUACAAACGCCCGCCAGCACAACGACAACGACGACCAGCACCACCACCGAAGUGCCCACCAGUACGACGGAAAAUCUCGUCAAGAAGUAUCGCAACUUCCGCGCAACCGAGGCAGGCCCGUCGGCGGAAGAGUCCGUGGACGAUGGUGGCAGUGGGCAGCACCGGAGGCGUCACAGUCACAACAAAACCGGCCACCGGCAGCAGUCGAACGCGGUCGGAUCGAAGGACCAGGAGCAGAUUGUGCAGCCGGACAGUGUGGAUCGGUCGGAGCAGCCGAACGGCAGAAGGGAAGGGCGUCGCCGCAGGAGACGCGAUCUGGUGUACGAUCGUGCGAUCAACCAUGGCGGCACGGCAAUGAACUACUCGAACAACACGUCCGACUCGGUGUCGAGCUUCGAGAACAGUUUGCUGUCCUGCUACGACGGUGACAUCCUGCUCGCCCACAGCUUCCCACCGAGCAAAUCGUGCCAGAGCGUAAAGUACCUCGAGGGUGCGUCGCACACCGUCACGAAGCACGAGGUAGUGUCGGACGGGUAUUACUAUUACAUCUUCUACAGCGACAACGAUUACGUGCAGAACGACAUCCACGCGAUGUUCGACAUCUACAAGCCGACGUUCCAGUACUCGAACAUCUCGGACUCGAAGGGUUGCAUUAACAGCACGCACUGCUCCUUCCCGAUCACCUUCUGGUCGAACGAGCGCGUGAUCGUGGAAGUGCCGACCCGGGACGGUAUCGAGCACGAGGAGGACGACAUUACGCUGCUCGUAUCGACGUGCCAUCCCCGGAUGGCCAUCUACAUCAUCUUUCCCGUGAGCGUGCUGAUACUGGUGUUGACCUGUGCUUUCCUGUAGGGGGGCCAUUUACCGCUGGGCGAUCGACUGCGAGGAUGAUACACGCACAUACGUUGGACAGGUGCCAUAGCAUGAGUGCCGGCCACCGUUGAAAUCCGGUGAAAUGUGCAAUACGACGGCGCGCAGUUUGGCGCGGCUCAUUUACAUUAAGUGCAUUCGUUGAUUUUGCAACCACAUAGGAGGGGAGCGAACGUUGAUACAAAUACUUUGUAAUUGUAAAUUGUGAAUUGCACAUACAGGUGAUGUAAACCGGACAGCCAGUAGGAUAGCCAAAAACGAACCAUCACCAUCACCAGGUUUUUGUUGUCGUUUAAUCGACAGCGACACACGUGCAAUAACGAUAAGAUUAAUCGCAUAAGAAUCUUGUUCACCGAUUGGGGGAAGCGAAUUGGAUAAGCUUGGCAGGGAUUAGGGUGAGAUUAUUAGGCCGAAAGCCCCAGACCGGAAACUGCAAUUGAGUACAACAAGCAACUCUAUACACUACACACAUAGAAAGACACAUAUUUUGACUAUUUUUUUAACGUUUAUUAGAGUUUCGCGUUAAACGAAAUGAUAGCCAAUAUGGAAAAUAUGCAAAAAUGCGUUAAGCUAGUCCGACAGCGGCAGGAGGCAGACAGCGGGAAUUAGUAGUAAGAAACAAAUGGAUAGAAACACAAAACCGCGUCAGGAAUCUAGAAUCAGGGAUAACAUGAUAAGGGUGAUAAAAACGAAGAGAAAUCGGAAAUUGAAAUUUUUGUUUUGUGUUUGUGUGUGUGCAAAAUUUUGUAAAGAAAAUAAGUGCUGUUUAAUCUGGCCUCACAUACUACAGCACUCGUUACCAUAUGGUUGUGUAAUUAUUGUUUAAAGCAUAACUUUGAAAAUUCUUAGCUAGUGUAACGGUUUCUUCACUUCACAGUUCCAUGAGAGCUGUAAAAUUCCAAGCAUGUACUUUAAAUCUUUCUAACCUAACAACUUAACUUUACAAUCGCGUUACGUCUCGUUUAACUUCUCUAGAAUGGUUUUUAUUGUUUUUUUCGCACACGAUAGCUUUAGAACUUAACAACAAGAGCCCUAAAUUGCUCUUACAUUUCGACUCCAACCAUAGAGAGAUUAGUUGUAGCACAGCAAACACAUCAUAUCAGUGUGGAUAAUAUUGCGACCGACCGGAAGGUAGCUUUCCCUGUGCAAUGAUGAAUGAUUAAUGUGAUAUAAAGAAACAACAAAAAAAAGCUAUCAUUGGUCGUCCGUGGUGAGUUACGAUUGUAACCAAGAGAUAGGGGGUUUGUUUUCUUUUACAUGUCCAAUAUGGUGUCCAUAUUUAAAUAAGAACCGAAUGAGGCUAUAGAAAUAGAGAGGGAAGAUGUACACCAGAUUCACCAAAUAGCGACUAUGAAGUUGUACAAUAAACGUUUAAAAGGAGUUUUAUUUUACCUAUAAA